Messenger RNA from Colletotrichum destructivum, 1126 nucleotides. Its product is annotated as Putative 2EXR domain-containing protein. Lineage: Eukaryota; Fungi; Ascomycota; Sordariomycetes; Glomerellales; Glomerellaceae. The record is from RefSeq and is a predicted model, not a curated record. The transcript has 2 exons. Bases 416 to 1126 code for a protein of 236 amino acids.
ACACUGUUCGAAAGUCGAAUGAGGCACUAUUGACCGGGCUCGCAAGUUGGGUACUUCUUGUUACCCAAAUUGUCAUCUGGGAAUCGGUCGUACAGUGGUGUCUUUCUCUUUUCUUUUCUUUUCUGCACGUAUCCUUUACCUGUGGGGCAAAAUGGUGAGCGCCAGUUACUGGGUCUGCCAAAACACGGUCUCAUACGCACUCACAAGCCCGUUGCGGAGCAAUCUCCGCUCGCCAGAAGUCUUCGAUUGCACGACUCACCUGAGUUGUCUGCCACGAUGUAUUGAUCAUUCGUCAAAGAUCCACCCUUGAUUAAUGAAGGAAUUCCCCGUCCCUUUCAAUUUAUUUGACGGAUGUCAAUUUCGAACCGUUUAACAUCUGCUCUGCUGUUGCAGUUACACUAGCGGCAAUUGAACAAUGUGUGGAAAUAACGACGCGGCAGAGUUUUACUCAUUUUCCAAGCUUCCAGUCGAACUCCGAUUAAACGUUUGGCGUCUAAGCCUUCCAGCAACCCGAGUCGUGUCCAUUCGAUGUGUCACAAUGCCGCUAUCCGAAGCAAGCGACUCAAGCUGGGGAACGUCACCAGCAAGAAUACCAGCAAACUUGCAUGUCUGCCGCGAAUCUAGGCAAGAGGCUUCAAAAUACUAUAAGUUACGAUUCGAAGUGGCAGGGCCGCCAAAAGUUUAUUUCGAUCCGGAGGUUGAUAUCUUGCAUUUUGGCCCAGCUAGUGGAUUCAUGGCGUCGUCGGCACAAUACUUUACAGUCAUGUGCUUGUGUGGCCCAUCAGACUUGAAAGACAUUCGUCACUUGGCUAUUGAUGAGUCUGUUCUGAGCAACGGAAUUGUCAAGGGCGCCGAGGCUCAUUUAACCGCACGAACCAUUCGUCAACUCCCAUUACGCAUGCCCAAUCUGAAGAGGCUUGAUUUUGUGCGCAACGAGGCUGCUUCCGUCCCUCAGAAUCUACCAGUGCUUGCAGAAACAGAAGACUAUCACCGGAAUUUUCAAAAGUUAGUCGAAAGCACAAUGCGGCGAAUUGCUGGGGAGUCUCCGAAUUGGGAAGUUCCUCCUUGGCGUAUAGCAACGCUGCAGCUGGAACCUGGGAGUAAGUUGUUGUUGGGCAGCACCUGA